Messenger RNA from Pangasianodon hypophthalmus (striped catfish), 4681 nucleotides. RefSeq names its product segment polarity protein dishevelled homolog DVL-3. The coding region runs from base 497 to 2587 and encodes 696 amino acids. Gene Ontology annotation, cellular component: cytosol. Gene Ontology annotation, molecular function: frizzled binding. NCBI's taxonomy places the organism in Eukaryota, Metazoa, Chordata, Actinopteri, Siluriformes, Pangasiidae. Gene Ontology annotation, biological process: canonical Wnt signaling pathway; intracellular signal transduction. The record is from RefSeq and is a predicted model, not a curated record. The transcript is spliced from 15 exons.
UCCAAUCUGGAGCAGUCCGAUAUUGCCUCGUCUCUGGACAAUACCAGUGCAAAAGAUUAAUAAAUGACGAGAUGAUCUAGCAUGUUCGGUUCGUUCGCAGUGUUAUUAAAUAUAUAUGGUCUAAUAUCUGUUAGAUAGCACAAGAAUUACAGUACAAGUUUACAGUCUAUUAGGAAUACUCUAUAGUGUAUUUGCGGUUUAUUGUUAUAUAAAGUAAGCGGAUUUAUCAACAAAACGCCUGACAAUAUCGAAAACAGAGGAAUAUUAAACCACAUUGUUGUACCGUAAAGACUGCAGUAUAUUCCGGGGAAAAUUGGAGCGUUCAACCUCCUGUUAAAUCCUAUUAAAAAAGCGGAGCAUUACAGCGCAGAAUCCCACCGAGAAGAGCGCAGCGGUUCACCGCACCAGCCUUCACCGGCGUCCCGGCGCCCAGGAGCGGCUUCGGGAGGUACGCGAGUCCCGAUGCUCCCGGCCUUCUCCACCCCAGCGGGCCGCAAUGGGGGAGACGAAAAUUAUCUACCACCUGGACGACCAGGAGACUCCGUACCUGGUCAAAGUGCCAGUCCCUGCCGAAGAAGUCACUCUGGCCCACUUUAAACAAGUCCUCAAUAAACCCAACUAUAAAUUCUUCUUCAAGUCCAUGGACGAUGAUUUCGGGGUUGUAAAGGAAGAGAUAUCAGACGAUAACGCCAAGUUGCCAUGUUUCAACGGCCGUGUAGUGUCAUGGUUGGUCUCAGCAGAUGGUUCUCACGGUUCAGAUGGAGGUUCAGUGUGUGCAGAGACUCAGGCCGAUCUUCCUCCUCCAUUAGAGAGGACAGGGGGCAUCGGGGACUCCAGACCGCCCUCCUUCCAUGCCAAUGCAGCAGGCAGUCAGGACAACCUGGACAACGACACGGAGGCCGACGUCGGCACUUCAGUGCGGAGAGAUAGAGAGCGAGACAGGGAUAGAGAAAGAGAGAGACCACGCAGGAAAGACACCCAUGAGCAUGGAGGCAGGCUGAAUGGUCACUCUCGGCCCGAGCGCAGGCCUGAGAUUGCGGGUUAUGAGACCUCCUCCACGCUCAUGAGCAGCGAACUGGACACCACCAGCUUCUUCGACUCGGAGGAGGAUGACUCAACGAGCCGCUUCAGCAGCUCUACAGAGCAAAGCACAUCAUCACGGCUCAUGAGACGACAUCGCCGACGCCGACGGAAAACCAAACCACCACGGAUGGAGAGGUCGUCCUCCUUCAGCAGUAUCACUGACUCCACCAUGUCUCUGAACAUCAUCACUGUCACAUUAAACAUGGAGAAGUAUAACUUCCUGGGCAUCAGCAUCGUGGGUCAGAGUAACGAGAGAGGCGACGGUGGCAUCUACAUCGGCUCCAUCAUGAAGGGUGGAGCAGUAGCAGCUGACGGACGCAUCGAGCCAGGCGAUAUGCUACUCCAGGUGAACGACAUUAACUUUGAGAACAUGAGCAAUGAUGAUGCUGUGAGAGUCUUGAGAGAAAUAGUGCACAAACCAGGCCCUAUCACGCUGACUGUGGCUAAGUGUUGGGACCCAAAUCCCCGCAGCUGCUUUACCUUGCCUCGCAGUGAGCCAAUCCGCCCGAUCGAUCCCGCUGCCUGGGUGUCUCACACGGCUGCGAUGACGGGGGCGUACCCAGUGUACGGCCUGAGUCCUUCCAUGAGCACCAUCACCUCCACCAGCUCCUCCAUCACCAGCUCCAUUCCAGAGACUGAACGCUUCGAGGACUUCCACUUGUCCAUUCACAGCGAUAUGGCAACUGUUGCUAAAGCAAUGGCGUCUCCAGAAUCAGGGCUGGAGGUGCGAGACAGGAUGUGGCUGAAAAUAACCAUCCCCAAUGCCUUUAUAGGUUCAGAUGUGGUGGACUGGCUCUAUCAUCACGUGGAAGGUUUCACAGACCGACGUGAAGCACGGAAGUACGCGAGCAACUUGCUGAAGGCUGGCUACAUUCGCCACACUGUCAACAAAAUCACCUUCUCCGAGCAGUGCUACUACAUCUUUGGAGACCUCUGUGGCAAUAUGGCUAAUCUCUCCUUGCAUGAUCAUGACGGCUCUAGUGCAUCUGACCAGGACACUCUUGCCCCCCUGCCCCACCCAGGAGCUGCUCCGUGGCCCUUUGCUUUCCCCUAUCAGUACCCCCUCCCUCAGCCCUACAGUCCCCACCCUGUGCAAGAGCAAGCCUACAGCUACACAGGAGGAGGAGGAGGAGGAGGAGGAGGAGGAGGAGGCAGCGCCGGCAGCCCACACAGUGAAGGGAGUCGCAGCAGCGGUUCAAACCGCAGUGGUAAUAAGGCUGGUGCGUUGGAGACAAAGUCGGGCGGCAGUGGUAGCGAGACUGAGAAAAGAGAGAAGGCACCUAGUGAGCGCUCAGCAGCGCCCCCUAGUGAGCACAGUAUCCACAGUGCCCACAGCGCUCUCUCACAAGGCCAAAACUCAUCGUACGGACCUCCUGCAGCUGCCGCACCGGGUUCUCCACCAGGCCGAGACCUGGCAUCAAUGCCCCCCGAACUCACAGCGUCCCGCCAGUCCUUCCGCAUGGCCAUGGGCAACCCCAGCGAGUUCUUCGUGGAUGUCAUGUGAUGCACUUCAGGUGACUGAUAGACACCUGACACUCAUGUGGAUAGAGAGAUUUCUGGAAAAUGUGUUAGUUACCUUUGUAAGUGAUGAAGGGAAGGGGUGCCAAGUGUUCCAUUGCAUUGUCCCUCCUGUGUCCUGUGGCUUGUACUUUCUUCAGUGAAGAAGACUGGGAUGGAUGGAGCUCAUAUCCCUGUGUCCUGCAGAAGCUCUGUGGGAUAGAGGGAUGGGCUCAGAGUGGCGUGAAUACUUUCUGUGUGGUGUCCUUUUAUUUUUUUUGUCCUGCAUUUCUGUCUGCCUUCUUCCUUUUGCAGUUUCUUAACCUCAUCAAGAGCCGUUUUUAUCAAAGACUACAAACAGAGACCAGGGAGAGGGAAGAUGGAGGUAGCGCCUCUCUCUGUGGCUUUUGCUUUUAAAGGAUGAAGUGAAAUAAUUUCAUAACAAUUCAAUUCAAAAAAGAUGCUAUCAUGAGAAACUAUAGACGAUUGUUUUAUAUUUGACUUGUCUUCUUGUAUGUUCUCUGAAGAGUGGGAAAGAGAGGGGGUAAAAACAGUGUUUUAAUUACAGUGGGGUCUCAGGGGUGCUAGUUCCAGCCAGAGGCCCCUUAUUUGUUCUUAAAGACCAACGGGGGUCUAAGGUGUUUACUGUAUUAUGAAGCUAUAUGGAGGAAAGUCAUGUCAUGUCUAGUUGUGUUAAACAUAAAUUUGACACAAAGAUCCAUCCCAGGCUGUGAAGAGGCGUGUCUUUGUGUUUAGCUAAGAACCUGUCAUCAUUCAAAGAAGGACAUCUAGUGUAGCUGUGAAGACGACAGUGUUCUCAGUGCGAGUUUCUUUAUUACCCAAAACCGUGACUGCAUUGACUAGCUUUGCUUUAAAAUGAGGCUAGUACCAGGUAUUUGUUUAUAGAUGCAGUUUUAAUGUAGCACACAACUUGCCUACAAGAAAACUGGGAACAUUUAAAUGUCACUAAAAACAAUCAUCAAUCAUUUGUCCAAAUAUUAAUACUUUAUCCAAAACAGGGAAUCAGCAGAUUGAUGAACAGAAGACAACUAUAUUAGAGAUUCCCAAUGCUGUACUCUCAGAAUUUAAGUUCCUACUAGAGGAAGAAUCACUGUGUCAUCUUUUCCUGGGUUUGAUUACAAUAUCACAAUACAUUUUGGACAUUGAAAUAACAAUAUGUGCAGUAGACUGUGUACAUUUUCCAUUUAGCAGAACAGGGACACACUCACGCCACAAAGAUUGGGAGCGUCAUUAGCAAACAUUUCAACUAAGAAUGUUCUGUUAUUUUAGGAGCUUCAGUGUAAUUUAAAUACUGGUUAAAAACCAUUCAUGAGUUGUUACUGAAAUUGGGAUUCAUAUUUAUUUAUUUGGUUGCCAGAGAGAUCAUUUUGGAUCCAGACUAAGCAUGCGUCCACACACACUUUUCAUCACGUUAACAGAAAUAAAUGAAACUUGAAACCCUAACUGAAAUAACUGAAAACUUGUCAUAACUUAAAAAAAAAAUCUCCAGGUUUACUGUGUGUUCUUUCAGAAGGAUUUGACCCAAAACAUCCACAAAGGAGUCACUGGCUUUGUAUAUAUCUAAAUAUUAGCACACGUCUAAACAAUGUUAAUUUAUUAGUUUAAUGUGUAACAUGUCAAAUUUAAAAAUGCACACCACUUUGUGCACUUUAUGUUUUAUUUUAAAAAGUAAAAUAAGUCAAUUAUUAAUCUGGGUUUAAUUUUGCAGAGAAGAGAUUGUGUUAAUGUAAAAUUAAUCACUUUUAAUUUGUUAGUUAACUGACUGAACUACAGACUGGGAGGCAAACCUGUGACCCCCUCUAUGUCCGUCUCUUUCUUACUCUUCCAACAGCAAUGCAUCACAUAAAUCUGUCUGUUGUUUUAUCAGUAACAUUAACAUCCUGUAUUUUUACAGUCUAACGAUUCUUUGUAUUUCUGUAAACUCAUUAUUUUUUUUUUUCCAAAAUACAUUUAUCACAGGUUUUUAAUGAUUAGAAACUGAUGCUGUUUAGUAUCAAAUGGUUCAAUUUUAAUAAUCGCUGUACACUGUUUUAUGCCAAAAACAAAUUGUUUUUAUUUAUAAACAUAGUUUUAUUGCCUA